AUGAAAGAAGAUAGAAUUCGAGAAAUGAGAGGUUACCAAGAAGAAAUCAAGAACACACAGCAAUUAUUACUGGAGACUGUUAGGCAAAAUCGAAAGAUUGUUGAGUUUGUAUGCAAGCAUCUCUGUUGUACUGGUACAGAGGAGGUUUGGGUAAGUUACGAUAAAAAGGCGAGGAUCCAACGUAAGGACAUACGUGGAUCAAUCGGGAAGACUUUUAGGUCCAUUUGUAUGCACUGGAGUGGUUACCCAAGUCGCAUAUCGGUAACAAGAAAAGGAGAACUAGUGGGUUAUACAGAUAAACAGAGUAAAACUGUUUAUACUUACCAAGAUGGAAGACAUUUCUCUCUGAUCAUGGUACAACAGGGAUGGCAACCGAUUGCAGUGUAUUGUACAAAAUCGGGGGAUUUCCUUGUCUGCUUGAAAACGGUUGAUGAUCGUGUGUGUAAAAUUGUCCGUUAUAAAGGACAAACAAUCAUUCAGGAAAUGGCCAUGGAUAAUCGAGGUGAUCCGUUAUAUAAAGGAGGCAAUAAGAUGCUCUAUGUGACGGAAAACAUCAACGGAGAUGUCGUUGCGUCUGACUGCAAUGCCAAAUUUGUUGUCGUAGUUAACUGUUCAGGUGCGCUGCGAUAUCAUUCUAAAGGAGAUAAGUCGAUCAAGGGUAAAUUUACUCCUGGUUCCAUUGUCACUGAUUCAAAGGGUCGUACCUUGGUGGAAGAUGAUGGAAAUAGUUGUAUCCAAAUCAUUGAUCAGGAUGGACAGUAUUUAAAACAUCUAAAUUAUUGUGGCAUACUGAGCUUGGACACACUCGGGCGACUGUGGGUGGGAAAGGUUAAUGGUAACAAAGUGAAUGUGAUCAAAUAUACAGAAUAA
Saccostrea cuccullata (small rock oyster) is the source of this 870-nucleotide messenger RNA. RefSeq lists its product as uncharacterized. The coding region runs from base 1 to 870 and encodes 289 amino acids. The transcript has 2 exons. The record is from RefSeq and is a predicted model, not a curated record. NCBI's taxonomy places the organism in Eukaryota, Metazoa, Mollusca, Bivalvia, Ostreida, Ostreidae.